CAAGCAAUAAAAGAGUCAUCCCAGGUAUACUGGCUGUCAGUAUAAGUCAUCACCAGCGCUGUGACGCUCCUUCUUUCCAGAUCAUCAUGGGGCACCCUUUCAUUACUGGUCUUCUACUUCUGUCCACUUGGCAGCUCAAUUCUGGCCAAUCAAUCAACAAUGAAGUAUGCAACCUGCCAGCAGAUGAAGGACAAGGAAGUGAUAAUAUUUUUAAUCUUUAUUAUGAUAAAGCCCGAGACAACUGUCAGCCCCUCUCAUACCGAGGAAGUGGAGGCAAUUCAAACCGAUUCAGCACUGACAAGAUGUGCAUGAGGAACUGUUCCUCCAAAGCACAUGAACUGUACCCUGAGACAGACGCUGUUUGUAAAAUGAAGAAUGACAAAGGCUUUUGUCAAGGUUACUAUUUCAUAUUUUAUUAUGACUGGUCAAAGAGGGCUUGCGAGAGGUUUUUCUACACAGGCUGUGGUGGAAAUGGCAACAGAUUUGAAAACGAAGAAAUGUGCAACAGGACAUGUGGCCACCUUGUUGAUGCUCCAAAAGAUGAAGAGGAUGAAGAGAAUAAGAAAAAUGCUUGCAACAUGAAAUUAGAUGAAGGAUAUGGAGACGGCUACUCUUUUCGUGUUUAUUACAAUAAAACUUUGGACAACUGCCAGCCUUUCUCAUACCGAGGAAGUGGGGGCAACUUAAACAAAUUCAUCACCGACAAGAUGUGCAUGAGAAACUGUUCUUCCAAAGGAUAUGAAGUGUACCCCGAGUCAGAUAAAGUUUGCUCCAUGAAGAUGGAUCCUGGAUUUUGUCAUGGUCGCUAUUUAUUAUUUUAUUAUAAUUCAACAAAGAAGGCAUGCAAGACUUUUUCCUACACUGGCUGUGGUGGGAAUGGAAACAGAUUUGUGACCCAGGAAAUAUGCAAUAAGACAUGUGGCCAAUUCAAUGAUGAGCUAAAUCAAGAAUAUGAUGAUGAUGAAGAAGUGAAUGGAGUCGAUCUUGGUUUAGUGUUUGGUAUUAUACUGAUGUUGGUUGGUGUGGCUGUUUUCAUAACCGUUGUGGUCUUGGCUGUCAAAGCCAGCAAAGAAGAGAAGAAGCAUAAGAAGACUAUCCAAGAAAGUGAAGUUCAGCCCUGCACUCACUUGGAAGAUAAAGAUAUUCUGUAGACCCAACACCAUCAUCGCAUAACUGGACUGAGCAGAAUUUUUCCUUCUGAAGAAAUACCCCGAACGUCCUGGCAGCUUAUAGCAUGAGUGUUCCCUCUGCAACUUCUUAAUACUCCCAUUUUGUAGAAAUCCAAUAAGAAAAUGCAACCCCAAAUGCUGAAAGGCUAUCAUGAUUUUUGGAAACCUACACUAAAUGUGAAGACACUCCACUCCUAAACUGUAACCAGUUUCUCUGAUGAGGUAGUCAGAGCUCAGGUGAAGUUGGUCGCUGCAAGAGCAGAGUGUGUACGGCAACAGUGUAGUCUACACAGUAUUGGCAGUCACAUGAAACAAGUUUCAUUAUGUACUUAACGGUUUCGCUAGAACUUUCUUUUCUUCACCAAGUUUUAGGGUAGUGACAUUAAGUAAAACUAAAAAAAUUAAUUGUGGUAUGAAAGUAAAAGAGCCAUCUUUACACUGAUGCUUCAGAAUACCUCCGAAAGGCGUGGCGUAAUUGGUUUGGGCCUGCACGCAUAAACAAAGUAAAUUAAAAGGGAAUUUAGAGCUACAUACUAAGGGAAGAAUUCUCACAACAGGGCUGGCCCUAAGAUAUAGGCAAAUUAGGUGGUGGCAAUGUUUUUGGGUGUUAGCAUUUAGUCAACUGUAAUCAACAACGGAUCUGCCAUCAGGGUGUUGUGGGAGAGUGUCCAGGGGCCGGAGACAGUGUGUCAAAAUCACCAAGGGAGACCCCACGCCAUCCCGAUCUUAGAUAUAACAUCCACGUACAACUUGUGCUAACCCUCAAAGUGUAUUACCACACCCCAACACUCUAUGAUCUGUGUGUAAAGCAACUACCAUGAAGAUAAGUGGCAUUUAUUUGUUGUCCAAGAUUAGUAUAUACUGUACAGUAUGCUUAGAAUAGGCAUAGAGAUUCAUUUUUAAUAGGGUAUUGAUCUUUAAGAAAGAGUGUGCAGGAUUGCAGGGGUUAAUGGGAAUAGAAAAGGAUUGAAACUUUUUGGUAUGGAGUGGAAUGGUAGUGGAAACACAAGAUCUUCUCACCGGGUCUUUUCUGAAGUUUCAUAUUAUAACUGUGGAAAUAUAACUUGGAAAUUAAAGGUUGCUUGAUUUGCUCAACAACGGAUUAGAUCAUUUAAAAGCUAAUGACUGGACAGGUGUAGGUUAAUGCUGGCACCAGUUUGCGUUGUUUUGCACUUACAACUUAAAAACAACACAGGCCUAGACACUCAGUACUUUUGGAUAUGCGAUAUCUCUGCCUAACAUAACCUCAUUAGUUCCUAGUAGUAAACACAAAUCUUGCCAAGAUAAGCUGUUAAGUGUCAUGAUUUGAUAUACUGGGGUCUAGUUUACAUUGUACAGAAUAUUUUAUCAUUAUAUAAUUAGGCAUGGGUUUAUUUACUUCCACUUGUAAAUUACAUGUUAAAGCGGCUAUAAACUCCUCUUUGCAGCACAAUUAUAAAGGUGACUAAUCUUUUUUUUUGAUACAUGAAUAAGAGUGCUGCUGGGGUCUGUUCAGUCACAUGAUUAUAGCAGGGGUUUACUUCUUGGGAGUGCUAUGUUUGCUUCUUCUAUACUGCUAAUAUUAGUUUGUAAAAAUGAAAAACAAUAAAUUUUUUAUACUCUUAAA
Messenger RNA from Erpetoichthys calabaricus (reedfish), 2775 nucleotides. RefSeq names its product BPTI/Kunitz domain-containing protein. Lineage: Eukaryota; Metazoa; Chordata; Cladistia; Polypteriformes; Polypteridae. The record is from RefSeq and is a predicted model, not a curated record. The transcript is spliced from 9 exons. Bases 87 to 1151 code for a protein of 354 amino acids. Gene Ontology annotation, molecular function: serine-type endopeptidase inhibitor activity.